Messenger RNA from Amphiprion ocellaris (clown anemonefish), 912 nucleotides. Its product is annotated as C-C motif chemokine 2-like. The record is from RefSeq and is a predicted model, not a curated record. Bases 267 to 713 code for a protein of 148 amino acids. Gene Ontology annotation, molecular function: CCR chemokine receptor binding; chemokine activity. NCBI's taxonomy places the organism in Eukaryota, Metazoa, Chordata, Actinopteri, Pomacentridae. Gene Ontology annotation, biological process: cellular response to type II interferon; cellular response to interleukin-1; positive regulation of ERK1 and ERK2 cascade. Gene Ontology annotation, cellular component: extracellular region. The transcript has 3 exons.
UAGAGGUAGGUUAGGUGUUAGCAGGGGGAGAGGCAGAAGGGGCUUGUGUUUUAUAAAAAGCCAAGAUCAAAACUUUAAUACUCAUAAAGACACGGAGAGCUGCGCUAAUUGAACGUACACAUCAGGCCUGCCGUGUGAGCAACACUGCGUUUAUAUCUACCCCAGAAAUCAGCGAGAUUAUAUGCUGUGAGUGAUACAGGCUGUAAAAGUGCUGAAAGAUUCUACGCUGAACCUCUGACGGACAAAGCCAAGGUGUAAUUCUGAAGAUGCAGUUCGGUCUGGUUUUAGCCGCUCUCCUCUGUUUCACCACAUGGGAGACUUUUGCCAAUGCAACUCAGGGAUCCACGAAAAACUGUUGUCUCGGAUGGUCCGACACCAGAGUGCCAAUUAGUCGUAUUGUGAAUUACACCAUUCAGCUUGAAGGGAUCUGUCCCAUGAGAGCAGUUCUGUUACACACAGUGCUUGGAAAGACACUGUGCUGGGACCCUGAAAGCCGACAGGCAAAAAAAGCUAUUGAGAAGGUGAACAAGGACAGAAAAGCGUUGCUCGAGGAGGGACGGAAUGAAGAAGGAUCCACAAAUGACAUGACACCAGCAGCAUCUAUGACACCAGCAGCAUCCAUGACAUCAAAGAAUGCAUCCAAAAAGAGAGGCAGCAAAGGAAGGAGGAAAACCCUCAGGAGAGGAAGGAAGGGGCAGAGAAAACGUGCCUGAGGAAUCACAAGACAAAUCAAAGUGACCAUGAACAGUCACAAAAACUUACAUAUCUGCAAAAUAUUAUAUAUUUUUAUUAUAUUAUGACUAUAUCUUGCUGUGUGUUUAUGUGAUAGUGUGUGUGUGUUUAUGGAAAACAGAAAAUCAUGUAUCUGGAGCUUUUCUACUGUUAGUUGGCAAUAAAAUAUUUUUCAGCCAA